GUGGAGCGCGGCGGACGUGGCUCGGGUCCGGCGCCCGCCCCGCCCCGGCCCGCCGCAUCCCUACCCGCCGGCCCCGGGAUGCGUGUGCGGCGCCCGGCGCUCUGCGCGCCUCAUUCAUUCGGACCCGCUCCGGGUGGGAUAAGAACAUCCUCUGGGGACAGAAAAUUGGUUUCCUUUCUCGUAAGUGGCUCCUGUAGUGCGGAGAGGAGCUGUGAUUAGACAGCGCUGCCCCCGCCCUGUUCCAGGAAAUGCAUGCCAAGAGUCCAUGUGGAUCUCGGAAAUAGACGGACUUCAAGAAGUCAGGGGUCCACACCGAGCAAGAACUUUGCCACCUCUCUUUUGAUUCUAAAAACAGUGGGACCAUGGAUAUCAUAGAGACAGCCAAACUGGAUGAACACAUGGAAAACCAGACUGCAGACCCCGCCAGCACCUACACAAGACCUGCAGAGCCCAGCGAAGAAGAGAACAAAAAUGGCCCCGGGAAAGCUAAGAGCUUACCCAACGGACUGCGGAAAGGCACCAAGAAGUACCCGGACUAUAUCCAGAUCGCUAUGCCCACUGACUCGAGGAACAAGUUCCCCUUGGAGUGGUGGAAGACGGGUGUCGCCUUCGUGUAUGCCCUCUUCAACCUCGUCCUGACCACAGUCAUGAUCACAGUUGUCCACGAGAGGGUCCCUCCCAAGGAGCUCAGCCCUCCGCUCCCGGACAAGUUUUUUGAUUACAUUGAUCGGGUGAACUGGGCGUUUUCUGUAUCAGAAAUCAAUGGGAUUAUAUUAGUUGUGCUGUGGAUCACCCAGUGGCUGUUUCUAAGAUACAAGUCCAUAGUGGGACGCAGAUUCUUCUUCAUCAUCGGGACUCUGUACCUGUACCGCUGCAUCACCAUGUACGUCACCACGCUUCCCGUGCCUGGCAACCACUUCCAGUGUGCACCGAAGCUCAACGGGGACUCCCAGGCCAAGGUUCAGCGGGUCCUGCGGCUGAUCUCCGGCGGGGGCCUGUCCAUCACCGGCUCGCAUAUCCUGUGUGGUGACUUCCUCUUCAGUGGCCACACGGUCGUGCUGACCCUGACCUACCUAUUCAUCAAAGAAUACUCGCCCCGCCACUUCUGGUGGUACCACCUGGUAUGUUGGCUGCUGAGCGCCGCGGGCAUCAUCUGCAUCCUGGUGGCGCACGAGCAUUACACCGUGGAUGUCAUCGUGGCCUACUACAUCACCACGCGGCUCUUCUGGUGCUACCAUGCCAUGGCCAACGAGAAGAACUUGAAGGUCUCCUCACAGACUAACUUUCUAUCUCGAGCCUGGUGGUUCCCCGUCUUUUACUUCUUUGAGAAGAACGUCCAAGGCUCCAUUCCUUGCUGCUUCUCCUGGCCGCUGUCCUGGCCGCCCGGCUGCUUUAAAUCCUCCUGCAAAAAGUAUUCCCGGGUCCAGAAGAUCGGCGAAGACAACGAGAAGUCUACCUGAGGGGCGAGACCAAGGCAGCGGCUCUUAGACCCGAAGAGCUGCUGCUGUCACCAAAGGUAUAGUUUUGUAAAUUUUCAGAGAACUGAUGGAAAAUGAAGAAGUGGACCAAAUUUUAUAUAAAGGAUUAGAAAGAUGAAGUAUUACCCUUUGGCUGUUUGGGUUUGGGUUUCGCAUUCAUCCAGAGGAAGAUUCUCCCGAAGCCUUUGUUCCUGAUGACAAGCCCGCCACCACGGGGACGUUAGCUGAGAGUUUGUUCCAGAUGCCAAAGAACCAGCCCCUCCCCGCAGCCCCCGCCACCAGGCUCACUCGCCUUCCGACUUGUCUCCCUGUGAGGUCAGAAGAAAUUGUUAAUGUUUUCAAUAAAUUCCCUGCCUGUGUCUCCGACGACCUCCGCGGGACGCCCUGUUGCUGAGAGAGGGUGAGCCCAGGCGUGUCGGAGGAGGACGCCCCCACAGAGGGGAGUGUCGGGGGUGGGGAGGGCACACUUGACCCCACCCUGUCUGGCUGCUGCUCCCCCCCUUUGCACCCCCCAUCACUCUGGGUUGCUGUUGUCUCCGAUGGUGAUUUGGUCGAGACAGCGGAAGGUCACGUCUGUGAGCUGGGGAGCGUCCAACAGCUACACCUACGUGGGAAUCGUUCCCGGCCACAGCUGGAGGGAACACGGGCAAGGCUGUUACUGCAGGACGGCGCCUGGUGUGCCCACAAGUGGGCCCCCCACUGUGUGUGUUGGGGGGGUAGGGAAUGUGCUGGUGGCCUGCGGGUGCAGACACUGAGGCCCAGACUUGGGGGCACGGGCUGGCAGGCUGCUGGGGUGACCCCGGGGUGUGCCCUGGUUCCCUGCUGAUGGGACUCUCGGCAGGACAGCUGGUUACAGCCCUGGGUGGCUUCUUCCUGGUCCCUGCAGAAGGGACCUGAGAUUCCCACUGGCGGGGUCCCAUGGGGGUCUCGGGGCAUACAAACGAGAUUGUUUCCCUUCAGCCCCCAGCAUCCACCCCAUGCUCAUGUAAGCGGGAAAAUUAUGGCAGACAGUGAGUGGCAGCUCGGGAAGAGGGAAGAGGCGUUUCUAAAGUUCUUUCAGGUGAUACAUCCCCCCAAACCCCCCUCCCCCCCACCCAAGGUGGAUUCGCAAAAUCCAGUCGUAGCUCACGCUGUCGUAGCUACUUUUUGGUUUGAUACAGUUGAAUCUCUGGGGUGAUUUUGGGCUUAGUAUAAGAUUUCUGAUCACCUCCCAGAUUUCAGGUUGCCAGAGCAGCCAAAGCUGCGUCAGCAGGAAGCGCGGCCCCUGUAGCGAGGUAGUUCGGAAGCUGCUGAAGCUGAACACCGCCUCUGCUUUGAGUGAGAAAUCAGCCUAAAUGUGUCAUCCGACGCUUGUCGCACACCAGAUUGACCUUUAAUUUGUAAGCACAAUACAGAUCUCUUCAGAGACUCACAGCCCUUUGGUGCUAAGAAUUCUGUGUUUUCAAGCCAGCCCCGGCUCCCACUUAGAGAAUCCCUGCAGGAAAGCGAGCAGGAUUCAAAGGCAGGAAGAAGCUCUCUGAUCUGGUUAUUUCAAACAAGAAUCAAGACGGCCUUGGCAGGGUCCACAGAGUAGGAAGUUUGUCUAGUAUUUAUGAUGACGUGAACCAACAGGAAGUAUAUCUACCGAUCAGCCGUUUCUAUACCGUUUUCACUGACUUUUCUUACUGAUAUUGACUUUUGUGAUGGAACCAGGGAUUUGCUUAACACCGACAUCCUGCUCUCUGGCUGGGAGGGGCCUGGGCCGUGUUCUCCUGGCUCUGUCUAACUCCUGGAGCCUCUCAUUCAGGCAAAACAGCCCGACAUGCCUUAGCAUCUUAGCUUUGUCUCUGGAAACCCACUUUCCCUUCCGUUAGAGAAGGAAAAGUAUUUAAGCUUUGAAAAUGUCUUCGUGUGUUGCUCAUGGGAGAUCCUUGAAAACAGGAAACUUGUCAUUUUAGUUAAGAAUCCAGUUUUGUUUUUCCUUUCUAAAAGGAGGGGGAUGCCAUCACCUUCCAAAGAACUUUAAAAACAUCCGUGAGGGACACCUGAGUCCCAGCUUCUGUCCACCGCUGGUCACAGAGCCCUGGGGUGCUAAGGAAGUCUGUGGUGUGAAGGACCCAUCCACAUUUCCAGACGCUAAAGUAAGAGGGAAAAGUGAAAUCAAGCUCCCUGUAGGACAGCAACCCUGAAGGGAGCUGCGAUUCCUCAGUUUCCCUCUUGGGAGCUGCCUCUCCUUGCUCAUUCCCUGAAGCCCCCCCCCCCCAGCCCUGAUUUCCGCACUUUGGGUGGUCCUGCAGCCAGAGGGUCUUCCUGCGACCCACCUACCGAGCCUUCUGUGCCAUACAGACAACAUUUUACUCUAAUGAGGCUACAUUGUUUUCGAGAUUCUUUCAAAUGGAAAGAAAUUCCCCUGAGAUUCUAUUUUAGGAACUUCUUCUCCCCAGCUCUGAAAAUAAAGCACUCCCCCCCCCCCAAUCCCACACCCCACCCCAAGGACCACCCAAAGUGGUUUUGAGCUUUUGUUCCUUUCCUGGUCUCUGAGAAAUGGAGUCUGGCCUUUGCCGGUUCACCCCGGUUUGCACAGAAGAUGGUUCUUUGCUGGACACUAGUGCCCCCUUGUGGAAAGGUGUUAUAUGACUUGCCACUUUUUAAAGCAUCAAGGGUUUUUUUUUUUUUUAAAGCAUUUGUUUUGUAUUGUUUUUACCAGUAAUCUAAAAGCUUUGUGCAAAAUAAAUUAUUUUAUUAUUUUUAUUUUUGGUAAAAGAAAUUAUUUUAAAGGCAUAUGAAACCCUUCUCAAAGGGUUUAGAUCACAGGGAGUUGCAAUUCUAAUCUUUCAUCCAUUUAAUGGAAAAAAAGAAAACAGCCAUUUUUACCUCUGAUUCUCACGAUCGUUAAUGUCUCCCUUUAUAACUACCUACACUUUGUUUACUUUGAAACACCAAGCGUCCUUCUUGUGAUGGGUUUUGCACAUGUUGGAAGUCGUGCAGUUGUUUUUUUUUUUUAAUUGAAAAUUCGUAUCUUGUACUUUGACUCUUUGGAACAUUUUAUUUAAACACUUUUUGUCGUCGUUUUUAUUUUGCACUGUAAAAUUUAUGAAAAAUUUAAACCAGUCUUAAUAUGCUUGUUUCUUCUGUAGUCUAAGUGUGAGAAAGAGUAAAUGCGUUUACAAGUUUUAAUCAAAUCGACAAAAGACUCUUCCAUGUGUUGGAGGCUCUUCUUUUUUGUACAUAAAAAGGUUUCUUGUAUUUUUUUAAUGUCAUUGUGCUACUCUAAUUUAACUUCUUUUGACUUAAUUGCUAAAACAUUUUGUUAAGACGUGCUCUUGACACACUGAAAAUCCAUGUCAAAAGUACCCAAAGUUACAUUUUUAUAUUAAGAAAGACCACCUAAGCCCUGAUUUAUUUUAUUACCCAUUAAUCAAACUGUAAUAUGUUCUAGUUGAAUCAUGAAAGAAGAUGGUUUAGUUGUGGAAUUAUUUUAAAUUGUCUCUAAAAGAAGAGAACCUAUAAACAUAAGCUAAUCCAGUUGCCAAGUUGAAAUUUAUUAUUUUAUUUACCUCCUAUGCAAUGAAUAAUGCUGCAAAAUGUCAAAUAUACAAUUAUGUUACAGGAUAAUCACAAAAGAAAUAGCAUUACAGUUUCAGAGGGAGCCGACUGCAUUCUUUCAGAAACUUACUCUACUGUUUGAAUGUGUUAAGUGCCUUGUUGUAAAGUAAAUUUUGAGUCAAGAAUUCAUUCUUUUCCUGGCAUAUAUUUUUCAUUAUGAUGUAUACUAUGUCCUAUGGUAAUCGUUUUAUUAAAUGCUUAUGUUUUGAUCAAAUAUUUGUACAUUUCGGAAACUAUUCUCUCCACCAGAACCUUAAUCAUUGGUCUGCCGUUCCGGCUUUAAAUUCAAGCUGUUUUGUUUUCUUGUUUUUAAAGAGGAAACAAUCUUUGUUCAUAAUUGUUUCUGCGCUUGUGCAUCUCUGUUUGUAAAAACAUUUCAGGAGGAAUUUGGGAGUGUCACAAUAGUUUGUACUUUAAAAUGCUGUUUUACACUUACAUUUUAAGUGCCUGUUAGUUAAAACUAAUUUAUGUUUCUGAAAAAAAAUACAUGUACAUGGUUUCUGAUCUCUUUGGCUUUGCUUAAAAAAGAAUAAAGAGCCUAUACUUUGUAUUUACCCAAUAAAGGAUAGUGGUGUCAAUUGUCUU
Messenger RNA from Sorex fumeus (smoky shrew), 5648 nucleotides. It is a transcript of the gene SGMS2, whose product is annotated as sphingomyelin synthase 2. Gene Ontology annotation, cellular component: endoplasmic reticulum membrane; Golgi membrane. The transcript has 6 exons. Gene Ontology annotation, biological process: sphingomyelin biosynthetic process; ceramide biosynthetic process. Lineage: Eukaryota; Metazoa; Chordata; Mammalia; Eulipotyphla; Soricidae. Bases 363 to 1460 code for a protein of 365 amino acids. The record is from RefSeq and is a predicted model, not a curated record. Gene Ontology annotation, molecular function: sphingomyelin synthase activity; ceramide cholinephosphotransferase activity.